Marasmius oreades (fairy-ring Marasmius) is the source of this 1011-nucleotide messenger RNA. RefSeq lists its product as uncharacterized. The transcript has 8 exons. The record is from RefSeq and is a predicted model, not a curated record. The coding region runs from base 1 to 1011 and encodes 336 amino acids. NCBI's taxonomy places the organism in Eukaryota, Fungi, Basidiomycota, Agaricomycetes, Agaricales, Marasmiaceae.
AUGCCCCUCGCGCUAGUCCCGCUCAGCCUUGCAGACAUAGUCAUCCACACAUUCCUCUACGGAAUAUUCUUCCUCCUCAACCUGGUCUCUGUUUGGUUCAUAUGGUUUCCCCUGCAACGCAGAGCUGAACGUGGUGUUGCGGCGGCGCUCAAGAAGCCUAUGUUUAUUGGGGCUGUCACUCUUUUCGCGACCGUAACUACACAUUGGGUGUGCAAUGUCUUGAGGCUAUUCCAGGCCAUGGUCUACUUCAAACAGGGCACUUCACCGCUCGAGUACUACGCCGAUUUGUCCCAAAGGAUCUAUGCAGUAAAAACCGGUCUGAUAAUGGCGUCUGUCGUCGCUGGAGACAUUAUGAUCGUCUACCGUCUUUGGGUGGUUUGGAGUUGUCAGUACUAUGUAAUCAUACUCCCAUCUAUCAGCGUUAUCGGAGUGGCAAUAUCUGGUUCGGGAAUAACAUACGAACUCACUCAAUUCACGAGAGGAAAGAGUAUAUUUGCGUCGUCAGCUCAGGCCUGGGUCAUUUGUGAGGCCCUUUUCACAAUCUUAACUAAUGUCUACUGUACCGGCCUUAUUGCAUGGCGUAUAUGGUUCACGAACCACCACAGCUUGUCCCUGGACAAUGACAAGUCCCGGUCUUCAUCUGCAUCAAGGCACUUAAUGGCAGCGAUGGUUAUCAUCAUCGAAAGUGCUCUUUUAUACAGCUCGUUCCUCGUCGUUUUCAUCGGAACCUAUGUCGCCAAGCAUCAAAUAGAGUCCCUCAUUGUGGACUGUCUUCCGCCAGUUGCUGGUAUCGCGUUUAGCUUGAUUAACGUGCGGGCCCACCUUUUCAGAGUCAAGUCGGGAUCCAUGCUGCCUUCAACGGUGCCUUCGUUCCAUGUCAGCCGAAGUAACGAUGACGAGGAAGUGCCGAUGGCCUAUCCGAUGCAACCCCUCACUGUCCACAAUGUACAUGAGACCCCCUCGUCUGACUAUGCCCCGGCGUCGGUGGAGGGCGGAAAAGUAACACAUUAG